Paramacrobiotus metropolitanus is the source of this 1334-nucleotide messenger RNA. RefSeq lists its product as uncharacterized. The record is from RefSeq and is a predicted model, not a curated record. The transcript is spliced from 2 exons. The coding region runs from base 147 to 1226 and encodes 359 amino acids. NCBI's taxonomy places the organism in Eukaryota, Metazoa, Tardigrada, Eutardigrada, Parachela, Macrobiotidae.
GGACACGCAAUUGCCACUAGUGUGCAACCUUGGAUUUUCUUGUUGUAGGUUUUCGCUGGAGUACCAGCUCGUUAAAAGCGUUUCGAGUCAGACAAUUUUCCAAUACAUUAUUGGCAUUACAUAAGCAUUUUUCAAAUAAAUCAAAAAUGCUUUUUUGGGUGUUUCUUCUUUUUGCAUUUCAUGGAAUAGCUUCAACAGCCCACGGCGGCUUGACUGGACUGCCAACAAUUUCCACGGAUUUAGAAACAGACUGCAGCCCGCAGCCACUGCCAGCACCGAAUGACCAGUUGUCAACUGCGGUCAUCUUUCCUUUCCGAACAGACUUGCUAACUGCUGCAGAAUGCGCCGCCUAUGGCCGCCACUGGAUGCACGACAUCACGUUCUGGGAACCAGACCAGUGCCAAGACCCUGGGACCGCGACGUCCAGCUUCAACCCACGCAGGAUAACAUAUGUUCCUGUACGCUUCAUCGCCGGCACCAAUGCCAUCAACGCCACCCGCUUGAUUAGCACAAUAAGUCCAACCCGCGCCGUUACCGUCACCGUCGAAUGUAAUGACCUUCUCCAGUCUGAAUUACUCAGCCCCGCAGAAGACGCUCUGCACACUGAUGUUUUCCAGCCCAUUCGGCGGCAAGUGGUGGAGCUGUCGCGCCGACACUGCAGCACGCCCGAUGCGACAUACAAAAUGUACAGCGUGGGUCUGCUGCCUAGCCUCAUCCGACUCGAAAUGCGCAACUGCUACAAUAUGACAAUUAAAAAGAGGGAUUUCGCCCUGAUGCCACAGUUGCGGGUGUUCGAAGCCAUAACUUCAUCGAUUGCGGAAAUCGAAGCGCACACCUUCACCGAUCUGGUUAAUCUGCGCAGUUUAAUGUUAGAGCGCGGCCUUUCUGAUCUACUGUGGUACGGCAAAACCGGGCCAGUGUCUCUUCGUACACUGCCCAGCAAGGCCGAUAUGGAACACAUGCGGCGACUGCACUGUGACUGCUUCUACGCGUGGCUCCGCAACUUCCUUAAAACGAAACCGUAUCUUCUGCAAGACAGAGGCGACGGCGAAGUGGCCAUUGUUGGGAAUUAUCGCACGACUGGAUUUGGUGUGAAGGGAGAAUUCCGUCCUUAUCUGAAUGUUGAUUGCUCUCUGCCGUUAAACUUUGCAAACCUUCCCAAUGUGCCUCCCGGCGUGGCUGCACCAUUUGCUUACAACAUGCAGUGCUAUAAUUUGACUUGCUAACUACAGCGUGUACGUAUGGCUAACAGUCCAAACUGUAAGCUGUUAUUUAACUUUUAAUAAGUAUCAUGGUACGAGUACAAACUAUGCACCACAACAAAACGGCGCUUA